Molecule: messenger RNA, 1509 nt
Organism: Aricia agestis (brown argus)
Lineage: Eukaryota; Metazoa; Arthropoda; Insecta; Lepidoptera; Lycaenidae
Exons: 3
Coding region: 123-1436 (437 amino acids)
Source: RefSeq, a predicted model, not a curated record
CAAUAAAACAAACAUUUUCCACAUUAUUUUACUCCUGUAUAAAUAUUUCCUUUUUAGUAUAGAUGAAGGAGUAGAUCUCCUUUAUUGAAUCCUGAAUCCAGAUUUCCUUCUGUGAAUACAAAAUGUUGAACCCCCACAAGAAUUCGUAUCUACAGCUGGUUAGCGUCAUCAGCCCGCGAGUCAUCAACAAAGCCGUGGACAUGGCUAUGAAGAAGGAAAAUCUCACGCAGUAUACAGAUGGCGCACUACCUCUGGAAUCAGCGCAACCAUCUAUCUUCCCGGGCGAUGCUGAUCUGACGCGCAGCAAACUCGGCUACGGUAGGCUUGGGCUGACACUUCUGGUGCGGGAGCUACACUCGCCUGAUCAUGUGGAGCAGAUGCAGGCGAUUAAUACGCUGUUCGACCAGAUGCAAAUAUCAGAACACGCAAUGUUCUUCAUCAACAUGAAUGUUGUGUAUCGCCUGACAGACCUAAUGUCCCAUCCACAUCCUUCGAUCAGAGAAAAAGUCUGUUUGGUGCUCAAUUCUAUAGCCAACUAUCGCGAGGGCAGGCAGAAAAUUAUGCUGCGGCCGAAGAUCGUGGAAAACCUCCUUUUGAUGAUCUUAAAAGAUAAGAGAGAGCUUCGCUACGCAGCCGCUGUCACUUUAAACACUCUAUCGAGAGAUCGGUGCUGCAUAGAACCGUUAUUGAAAAACGAAAAUACAAUAGAAAAUCUGCUGAGAAGCGUAACAUACGACCACACGAUAAUACUCGAGACGCACUUGAAAACUCUGGAAAGUCUCAUAGGCUGGGACCAAGUCGCACCGUUAAAAUUCAACGCUUUUCAAAUUAUGCUCGAAUUGAUUAAAACAGACGAGCCAAAAAUAAUUUCUGGAGCGUUAGAUUGUAUGUCGCAACUCUGUAAACACGACGUAGGUAGAAAACUAGCGGACGAAUAUGAUAUGACGUAUACCCUGCUCUCCUACCUGAAAUCGGAGCAUAGCGAAGUCGUAAUCAGUGCGCUGGGUCUCAUGCAAUAUACGACAUUGACGACACGAUCGAAAUGGCGCGCGAAAGAAUUCUGUGGGACUAUAACGAAGGAACUAAUGACGUUUGCCGCAAGUCGAAAUCCAAUACUACAGCUGCGGUCUCUUCAAAUUCUGAUCAACCUAUGUGACAUACCAGACAUCCGGCUCCAUAUGAGGAAGCAUUGGGUUGUAAACGUUAAGAAUAUUCGAAUUCCCACCCCCGAGGAAUGGAAUGGGACAUCUCAAACUGACGAUCCCGGUUUAGACACGGGCCACUACUACCGAACUGUGUUCAUAGAUGGCGCUGAAACUAUCAGAAACGAUUCAGAUGAGAAAACUUUGAUUAACGUGCAUUCUUAUUUAAAUCAAUUAUGUUCUCUCAAAAAACGAUUAUUGGAAGGAAUAAAUUGGCAAGCACACAAGGAUUAACAAGCUAAAGAUUACACUGUAUUGUAAUCUUUAGCUUACGUUGAAGCAUGUAUGGAUCUUAAAUUACAACUAU